CGUUUGCAGUUCAAAGCACUCACGCGUUCUGGGGAUUGUACUUGGAGACUAGAAAGGAGCACUUUACCGUUUCAUCCUACAGAGUUGAAAGCAAACUCUUACCAACUGGCUUGUUUUUGCACUUCCAAGUGCGGAUCCGCUUCCAGAAAACACACUCGUCCUAGGAGUCUGUCAGAAGCUCAUGCGUAAAGACACUCGCUCUCCAAAUCGGUUUUCUGCACCGUAGCAAAAGAGAAUCAGCUACCGUUUUUAUGUGCAUUUCUCACAGUUGAAAGACUUUGAUCAAACUCAUCUUGGUAAGGUAAAGUUCAUUUAGUGGCUUUUCCUCUCGCAAGAAAGCAGAAAAAAAGUCCCCCGUUUCACGCGUAAUUUGGCACCAAACAGUUUUUCGCAUGAAUCUCCUCGACCCUUACCUGAAGAUGACGGAGGAACAAGACAAGUGUCUCUCUGAUGCCCCGAGCCCGAGCAUGUCCGAGGACUCCGCGGGCUCUCCAUGCCCGUCCGUCUCGGGCUCCGACACCGAGAACACGCGGCCGUCGGAGAACGGGCUGCUCAGAGCGGACGGAGACUUCAAGAAGGACGAGGAAGAUAAGUUUCCCGCGUGCAUCCGUGACGCUGUGUCCCAGGUGCUCAAGGGCUACGAUUGGACCCUCGUGCCUAUGCCAGUGCGCGUUAACGGAUCUUCUAAGAACAAGCCUCACGUUAAGAGACCGAUGAAUGCCUUCAUGGUGUGGGCUCAGGCUGCGCGGAGGAAGCUGGCGGAUCAGUACCCACACCUGCACAACGCGGAGCUCAGCAAAACUCUGGGAAAACUCUGGAGACUUCUCAACGAAGGUGAGAAGCGGCCGUUUGUGGAAGAGGCUGAGCGGCUCCGGGUGCAGCACAAGAAGGAUCACCCUGACUACAAAUACCAGCCCCGGCGGAGGAAGUCGGUGAAGAACGGACAGAGCGAGUCGGAGGACGGCAGCGAGCAGACGCACAUUUCCCCAAACGCCAUCUUCAAAGCUCUCCAGCAGGCGGACUCCCCGGCCUCCAGCAUGGGAGAGGUGCACUCUCCGGGUGAGCACUCAGGCUCCCAGGGGCCCCCUACUCCUCCCACCACCCCAAAGACUGAUGUCAGCUCAGGCAAGAUGGACCUAAAGCGUGAAGGCGGCCUCCGCUCUCUGCCCGAAGGCCCCGGCGGGCGCCAGCUCAACAUCGACUUCCGCGAUGUGGACAUCGGCGAGCUGAGCAGCGAUGUCAUCUCCCACAUCGAGACAUUUGACGUCAACGAGUUCGACCAGUACCUUCCGCCUAACGGGCACCCUGGCUCUGCUAGCGGCCCUGGCAACACCACGCCAGUCAGCUACACCGGCACCUACAGCAUCAGCAGCGGUGCCCCGGUCAGUCCGCAGGCAGGAGUCGCCGCAGCCUGGAUGGCUAAAAGCCAAAAUCAGCAGGGACAGCAGCAGCAGCACACCCUGACCACCCUGGGGAGCAGCGGCGCUUCAGAGGCGGCCCAGGCCCAGCACAGGACCCAGAUCAAGACGGAGCAGCUGAGCCCGAGCCACUACAGUGAGCAGCAGGGCUCCCCGCAGCACAUCGCCUACAGCCCCUUCAACCUGCAGCACUACAGCCCCUCCUCCUCCUACCCGGCCAUCUCCAGGGCGCAGCAGUACGACUACCCCGACCACCAGGGGGGCAGCACCGCCGCCUCCUACUACAGCCACGCGGGGGCGGGGCAGGGCUCGGGGCUAUACUCGACUUUCAGCUACAUGGGCAGCCCCAGCCAGAGGCCCAUGUACACGCCCAUAGCCGACAACACGGGGGUGCCCUCCAUCCCCCAGAGCAGCCCGCAGCACUGGGAGCAGGCUCCGGUUUACACCCAGCUCACCAGACCCUGAGCCGCCCGGCAGACUGAGAGACAGCACGCUCACAUAUGAACAGUGACAUGUACAGCCACACACACCUAACACACACACACACACACACACACACUCACUCACUCACUCCAAAACACUUUACUCCAGGGAGAGUUCCUCCUCCAGAGCUGCUCCCUGAAUCAGACACUUGAAUUCGAAGAAGCGGAGAGCUGGACUUGUGAUUGGCUCACGUCGUGCCUUGCUAUUGUAUCUUGAUAGAAACUAUAUAUAUUUUUAGAAAGAUGAAAAGACUUAGGAAAAUCCUCUGUGAGGACUUAUUGAUUGUUGAUAUUUCAGUAGGUACUGUGUGUUUCUUUCUGUUUUAUUCCUUCAUACGCUGGCAGUUUGUAACCCAUGGGGAUGGGGGAGGGUUUGGGUAAUUAUUUGUACCUGUAGAUAUAAAACAAAAAGCUUUAUAUUUUAAACAGUUCAGCAACUAACCACUCAUGGUAGUGCAGUAUUUGGUUCUCUGUUCGAUUUCAUACAAGGAUUUCUGGGUUUUUUUUGUUGUCGUUGUUGCUUACUCUUUUCUGUGUCAUUCAGCAAGUAUGGUUUGUAUUUAAGCUGUUGAUUGUUUUGCUCAAGUUAUGUGUCGUGAUCAUUGGAAAAGCUAUUAGGCAAUACAGAGAACGAGAGAGAGAGGCUUGGUUUCACAAUGCUGUGCUGUCUUGACGGGGGAGACUGCAGCCCUUUCCACCAUCCGUGCCUUGGAUUUUUACAUUUUCUCAAACUUUUGUGUGUGUGUGUGUGUGUGUGUGUGUGUGUGCGCGCGCAUGCGUGCAAUGGCCACAGCUGAGAUUACACUUACCGUCCAACAGCGUGUGUUUGACAGCUACAGGAAGUCACCUUUGACCCCCUUGGGUGUCCAACUGCAGUCUCCCACCAUGCUGGUGUCCAAAACAGUCCCUUCACCCUUCCCUCUGGUCCAAUCCAGUUUAAAACUUUAUUUAUUUAUUAGCUUUAAUUUUAUUUGAAAGUAAUUAUUUUGCAUACUAUUCUUAUAACUAAUGAAUCGUCCUCUUUGCAAUGUAGACGGCAUAUAAUUUCCCUUUUCAUUGUUUUUUUAAAUUUUGAUUUUCAACCCUGGGGGUACAUAGACAAAACGGUACACGCUGUAAUCGUCUUUUUUUGGUUUAUUUAUCUUAUAUAAAUGUCUAUUUUAAGUAUGUAUUUGCCUUUUUCUGAGGGUUGGGGGAGGGGGGAGGGAGUUAUCUAACGAAAUGUGUACGGAUUAUUUGUUAUUUGUGAAUUUCCUUUGAGUUGGACUUUAAACUAUGGCUGAAAGAACUGGAAAAUGUUAUCUCAGUUACAAAGGUUUUUACAGUUUUUUUGUUAGGCUUUUUUGUUUGUGCGAUCACCAGAGGGACCGUCCAUCCUUUCUGCUCUGCAAGCUCCAUUUCCUUUUCUCUCCAUAUCAAAAGAACUGAUGUUCCCAAUACUCUCCAGUUUUUUCCUCUGUGAUCUUGCCAUGUAUUUGUACUGUCUUUAAAGAAUCUUUUGUAUAUGUAUUUGCAAUAAAAAAAGAAAAUGCUAUUAAAAAAAAGAAAGUU
This is a messenger RNA of Siniperca chuatsi (mandarin fish), 3451 nucleotides long. Its product is annotated as transcription factor Sox-9-A-like. The transcript is spliced from 3 exons. Gene Ontology annotation, molecular function: RNA polymerase II cis-regulatory region sequence-specific DNA binding; DNA-binding transcription factor activity, RNA polymerase II-specific. Gene Ontology annotation, cellular component: nucleus. The record is from RefSeq and is a predicted model, not a curated record. The coding region runs from base 393 to 1883 and encodes 496 amino acids. Gene Ontology annotation, biological process: positive regulation of chondrocyte differentiation; oligodendrocyte differentiation; chondrocyte differentiation. NCBI's taxonomy places the organism in Eukaryota, Metazoa, Chordata, Actinopteri, Centrarchiformes, Sinipercidae.